CAAUCAAUCAAAUACUAUAUUACCUUGAGCGAGAUUUUAUGUUGUGAUUAAUUGCUCCAAUACCAAAACCGAACCAUCCCUACAAGUUUCGUGAAAGUGGUAAGAAGGGCCGAACCACAUGACUUGGGCUUAAACCUACCAGCUAGCCUACAUGUGUACGUUUGUUUUUUCACCCUAAAAAUGGUUUUCCCGCCUAAGCCACCGUUACUAUUUUCAUGCCAUAUUUUCCGGUAAGAUAUCUUUAUCAUGUCCAGAGUGACUUUCCAAAGUUCUCAGGAGAUCAACGAGAAAUAAUAAAAGGAGAAAUGCACAAAAAAUAUUACUGCUAUUUGAGAAGUAGGGGUUAGUCAAAAUGGACUCCCCUGAACCUUCCUCAAAGACCGCUACCAUUAACUCUACAAUCAACCCCACACAUGCCGAAGACUCACCUGUCUUCAGUUAUAUUAGCAACCUCUCUCCCAUACAACCUGUCAAGGCCGCUCCAGUUGUGCAAGGUUUCCCAGGGCUGAAUUCUCCUCCUCUUUUAUUUACCUCACCUCGAGUUAGUGCACAUAGUCGAUUGAGAAGGAGCCAGUUUCCUCAACUAUCCAGUGAAGUGUUUUCUGGGAAGAAUGAGGAUAAUAACAAUGCUAUCACAGAUUCAGAUGGCAAUGGAGCAUCUGUUUCUCAAUUGAGAAGUGAACUAAGCCCUUCUGUUCAGAAAGUAUCUGAUAAUAACAUAUCUGUGCCCGAUGAAAGUGGGAGUCUCAUAAGAUGUGUGGAUGAGUUCUUAGUUGAUGUUUCGAAUUCAGAGUCUGCUAAUCCUUCAAAUUCAACUAAUCCCAGCCCAAAAGUAGCUGAUAAUAUUCCUCAAUCACCAAAUAGUGCAGCGGAAUCUGUUGCUGAUUUUGCAAGUAAGGAUGCAAGAAAAGACGAGAUUCCAAAAGAUGCUGCCCGUGUUGUUGUAGAGCAAGCUGAAGAGGAGAAUAAGGGAAAGUCUUCAUCUGAUCAGAAAGAUAAUGGGAUUUACAAUACCAGUACUGAUUCUGAUCUGCCAUCUCCUGAUUUAUGCACAAAGAUUGAGCCUGACUUGCCUGCUGAUAAUUCAUUGCAUUAUCAUUGUAGUGACCGUCAGAUGGCUCAGCUUUCACGGGCUGACCAUGCUAUGUUGGAUGAGGCUUCUGAUAUACAGACCGAACUAUUGGAGAAUGCACAUGAUUGCAGAAAUGAUAAUGAUAAGAUUAACUCAAUGUCAAGUGCACCAGAUGAAUGCAUAAUGCAACAUGAUUCUCAAACCAAGGCUGGUCAAUAUCAAAGUGGAAUACGUAGGCGUUGUCUCCAAUUUGAAGAUGCUCAACGGAAGAUAUCACCAACUAGCGUGGGUUUACAGAACGCUUCAGAUGUUGUGAGCUGCUCAAUACCACCUGUCAGUCCUGCUGUCAUAGAGGUCAUAGCAUCAGGUUCAUCAAAUAGAUCAUCAACUGCAAGCAGUAGGCCAUCUACCCAACUGACAUCUUCUUCUGACAAUUUUGGAAGCUUUGCUGUUAAAGUUCCCAAGCCAUCUGGUAUUGGCUUGCACUUAAAUAGUAUAGCUAUGCAAGCUGGUUCUCGUGGUUCUCGUGCAACUGUAAGCGUGAAAUCAGCUGAGAGGGGUAACUUGAGCAUAUCUGGGAAGAAGUUGAUGUCCAUGAUGAGCUGUCACCCUUCUGAGAACCUAAAGAGUUGCUCGAUAUCUUCAAAUGUGGUUGGGAGCCAUUUGACUAUCGGUGACAAUGAUGGUGAACAUGAAAGUUAUGGGACGAAUGCAGAAAGUGCUGCCUCUUUGCAUCUUAAUGCUGCAAAACCUUUAAACAACACUGUGCUCUUGAAGCCAACGGAGCAUACUAUAAGUCACAAAAGGAAGUCUAGCUCCGAAUAUAUCGACAGCCCUAUGAACUACAAUCAGUCUAGUCCCAAAAAGAAAAGGAAGAAACCCUCAGAUGCCUAUGAUGGUGAUGGCUGCAAAAGAUGCAAUUGUAAGAAGAGUAAAUGCUUGAAACUUUAUUGUGAUUGCUUUGCCGCUGGAAUAUAUUGUGCGGGGUCUUGUGCUUGUCAAGGUUGCUUCAACAGACUUGAAUAUGAAGACACGGUUAAUGAUGUGCGGCAACAAAUCCAAUCUCGGAAUCCCCUGGCAUUUUGUCCAAAAAUUGUGCAGCAUCCCACUGAUUCCCCUGCAAGUAUUCUUGGGGCGGAAGGAGCAAGUUUUACGCCUCCCUCUGCAAGGCACAAAAGAGGUUGUAGCUGCAAGAAGUCAAUGUGUUUGAAAAAGUACUGCGAGUGCUAUCAGGCUAAUGUUGGAUGUUCCAGUGGAUGCCGUUGUGAAGGAUGUAAAAAUGUCUAUGGUCUAAAGGAAGGUAUUAGCAACAUAACUUUUCCUGCUAACUUGCUGAGCUAAGAGUGUCUUUCCUAC
Nicotiana tabacum (common tobacco) is the source of this 2428-nucleotide messenger RNA. The record is from RefSeq and is a predicted model, not a curated record. NCBI's taxonomy places the organism in Eukaryota, Viridiplantae, Streptophyta, Magnoliopsida, Solanales, Solanaceae.